CCAAGACAGAGAAAGUCUUUAUGAAGAAGCACUAAAGACAGAACCAAAAUGGAGUUUUUAUGGGUUUACUAUUAUUAUUUCUUUCAUCUUUAUUAAUCCUAGACUUGUUUUGUGUUCAGGAGUCUAAUGGCCUGUCACACACUCACGUCAGCCAUCGACAAACUCGUACACAGCCUGUGUUUGGAAAGUUUCCCAUGUGGCAGAGGGAGCUGGCGCAAGCCAACAUUACAAGAUUCUAAAGACUGGGAUGAUGAAGAUGAUGAUGAAGAAAGCACAGGCGCACAGUUCGAGGAGUUGGAUAAUCUCUGUGACCUGCUCCGAAGUCCACUAUCACCGUGGCAUCAGGAAGCAUCAUGGAGUCCUCAGACCUUAGAUUUGAGAGAACUGGCUGUAAAGGCACCAAAAAAAAUCAAUGCAGACCGCAUAUAUUCAUCCUUAACAACCCUGCGCGUCGUGGACAAAGGGGUCUCGGUUAUUGACGAUGGACUGCUGAAGUUCCGAAAUCUGGAACAACUCGUAUUAACUGUUAACAACAUCGCAGAGGUUCCUUCAAAGAACCUUCCCAAGACGCUUAAGGUUCUUGAACUGUACGGCAAUCAGAUUUCCAAUCUCGAGAGUCUGAACACAGAACUUCCUCCCCAUCUCCUGCAUUUAGGUCUCGGUAACAACAGGCUUGGCUCUCCUGAAGACCUCCAGUAUUUUGCUGUCAGUCGUUGGCCCCAGCUGAUGUCUCUUGAUCUGAGUUGGGCUGGAUAUACAGAACAAUAUGCUCUUGUGGACGCGCUCUCUACGUUGCCUCGCUUACGGAGUUUAGUUCUCGAAGGCAACCCUCUAACUUUAACCACCUUAUACCCGGGAUUUACACUGGACAGCUUAGAUCGCUUGCUCUACCUUGAUGAAACUCGAAUAUCCCCAGAAGAUCGACGUCGCUACAGGGGCCUUGCGAAACUCAGAGCAUCAGUCUCUGAGGAAGCAGAGGUGAUCGUGUGUGUAAAGAAGAUAAAGGGAGUCCCUAACUCUUUGCUGUUGAACGACGCUGAAGCCGAGUUCCCCCUGGUCAACUACAGCUAUUCUGUUUCCUAUGAAUUCUUUGAUGAAAGUCAGUCCCAGAAAAGUGUACAUGCUGAGGAUCAAACAUCGCAAAAUAUCCUACAGAGAUUAACCCCGGUUCCAUGUACGUCGUCGGAGCACCAGGAUCACGCCCUUAGCGUUCCUGUAGCUAUGAACUGGACAACAACGCAAGCUUGGGCUGAAGAAAUUGAGUUUAAUCACUCCAGCACCCACCGCAUCCGAGACCUGGCAGCUCUCAAGAACUUUUUUCUCAGGGGCCUUUGGAUCACUGUGGAAGAGCAAAAGGUUUUGUCAUGGCCUGCAUCUCGUCCUGAAAGCAGUGGAACCAAAGCAUCGGCAAACAAAAAAGAAAAAAAGGCCUCAUCGGCAGGAACAAAAUCAAAAGUUAAGAAGAAAAAAAAGGAAUCCGAGCUUGAGCUGAUACAUGAACAACCUAUCAAGCAAACCCUUGGUUCAGUACAUGUAAAGCUGAAAGACCUACUGGAAGGAAAGAGUCAAAGUGAAGAGCAGUAUGACAUGGUGGUGAAGCACUCCAUCAGACCAGAGGUUUCCAAAGUUAAGCAGAAAAGUAAGAAGUCCAACCGAGAAAAUAAAGAAGAAAACCCAACUUCUAAAAAAGGAAAAGUCAGCAAAGAGAUGGCGACUGACGCCUCGGCAGAUGAACGCAAGACGGAGACUAAGACUCUAACUGUGGAAUUCAACCUCCGGUUGAACAAAUGGACCUCUGAUUCACAAGCAUUUGAUCCAAACUCAACCAAAUAACCUCUGUCCUGAUAACAUUGUUAUGCUCAAAUCGAAUCAAAUUCAAUUUGAUUUGUCACUUUCGCAUUCAUACAGAGUACGACAUGUAGUGAAAUGCCUAUUUUACAACUGAAGAAUUUACAUGUAAAUAGAAAUAGAAUUAAAAAAAUAAAUACAGUAAAAAGUAUGAAGUAUAAAAGUAUAAACUAUGAAGUAUAAUAUAUAUUUAUAAAAAAAAUAUAUAUAUACUAUACUAUAUUAUAUACAUACUAAAUAAGACUCAUACCAAAUGAAGCAAAUUUUUGUAGAGCUCAUUUUGGGAGCCGGUAUAUUUUUAUAAUUGUAAAUAGUGAACUUGUAUUUUUAAUUUUUUUUCAAGAAAAUAAUUUCCAAACAGAGCAACCGUACAUUCAUUUUGCAGUGUUCCCAGGACUCAGGAUAGGUAUUAAAGAUGAAUGAAUGAAAUGUUGUCAGACGUUCAUUAUCCUUAUGUACCAGAUGUCAAAUCAACAAUGUGGGCACCUGUAGCUUCACAGUUGCUGUAGGUGACAAUGAAAAUGUUCCUUUAACCAAUCAGACUUCGUGACACCGGGGCCAUCGAGCAGGCGUCCAAUAACGUCGCCGUUUUCACGUCUUUGUAUUGGAUGGUCAGAGAGCACGCUAGUCAGAACCUGUAAACCGCAUUUCUAGCAAAACGCACAAGCUAAAAUAUAUUCAUGUGGUUUAAUAGCUGUUUUUUCAUUCCACAAAACAACUGACAUUUCCAUAUUGUUAUAGGGACAACCCAAGUGCACAACCUUCUUAAUGCGAUAAGAUGGCAUUUUUAAAAGACUCAACUCAGCAAAUAUAAUCAUUUUAAUGCAUACUAUGUACAGAUGAGCAAAUGCGUCCAGAAUAUGAAAGUCUUCUUCCUUUGGCUGCUCCCAAUAGGGUUCACCACAGUGGAUCAUCUGUCUCCAAUUCAGAAUACGAAUGUAACAUGCUUAAUGAUGUGUUAAGCGUUUUUUUUUUUCUCUCAUAUAAAAACUGUUAAGGAAAAGCUUAACGUUUCUUAAUGUAAUAAGACUGUUUCUAAAAGUCUAAACUCAACAUAACUGUUUUCUGUACAUAUUAGGCUUUAUUAUCAAUGUGUUCAGUGAGUUUGGUCUUUUAAAAACAGUCUUAUCCCAUUAAGCCACUUUUUUCACAUUCGGCUUUUUAGAACGUCCCGUUCCAUGCUCCUUUUGUUCAUUUAUGUUGUUUGAUGUAGGACUUUGGUUCCGUUUUGUUUCACUGUGUACUGCAC
Silurus meridionalis is the source of this 3097-nucleotide messenger RNA. Its product is annotated as leucine-rich repeat-containing protein 43-like. The coding region runs from base 127 to 1833 and encodes 568 amino acids. Gene Ontology annotation, molecular function: protein binding. The record is from RefSeq and is a predicted model, not a curated record. The transcript is spliced from 12 exons. NCBI's taxonomy places the organism in Eukaryota, Metazoa, Chordata, Actinopteri, Siluriformes, Siluridae.